GGCUGCAACCCUCACCGAUGAAAACUGGAGACUUGACACCAUUGAGGACUGGAGACAUGAUCGUGACGCAUUUUACCCGUUUCCGUUCAUACAAACCUGCCUUGUUACAGGCUAUUUUUAUGCCCAGCAAGCAGCAUUCCCCGACCUGAACUUCCUGCUGGACUCACGGUGCUUGAUAUAACCAAUCUCUCGGCAACACGGUAUUGUUUCGUCUUUCCUGGCAACCAUCACGAGAGCAUGGCAACUAUUGCCGUGGAUGAAUCUUUGUCCGAAGACAGAUUGGACAACGGUGCCGAGGGAGUUCCUGCACAUGAGGCACACUUUCAAUCACCGGAACACCUGUACUCAUACGGGCGUUCUCCUAUGAUUAACAUGAUGCCGUUGUCGGCUGUUCAGUACUAUUGUAUUGCUCGCGGCAUUUUCCAGAAUGAGCAAUGGGAUAAGGCCGCCAAUUCUGCAUUUAAAUUGAACGGACGCCACGUCAUCGACGCUGCCACCCUCAAAGCUACAUGGGGAGGUGCUUGGAAACGGAAUAAGAUGCAAGAGAAUGGGAACAGUCGAAAUGUUGGUGUGGUCCGGAAUCGCUUAGGCACCAUUCGAGGGGCGGCUUUGGAGAUUGUCAUUCGAGUAGCAUUCUCGACUUCUUUAGACAAUCUGCCGGUUCUACUCGAUUCUGCUAGGAAACUUCCCGACUUUUGGCCUACCUUGAAAGCUAGGAUCUACUCGUUGCCUCAUCUUAUUGUGGACUCGGCAACAGCUGGACAACUUUUGCGGACGGUUCUUAAAGACGAACGCACCAUCGACCUCAGCCCGUUCCCCCUCAGCGAAGAACAAGUGUCUCAAAUACUUUGCCACGACUCAAUGAACGAAAGCUCAUUAAUCAUUCUAAGCUUGUCUGGGAAUCAAAAUAUCCGUGAAACCCUUCUCAGCGAAAUCCUCGAUCGGCACAAAGCGCUCGAAGAGCUCCAUCUGCUCAACACUCCUCAGAUUCCGCUUCAGACAAAACUCGAAUUGAUGAGUAGAGUUGAAGGGAUCAUGUUGAUGGAUUCGGAACUCUUGGCUAGAGCUUUCUUGUGCACUGAAGUCGUCGAGCCGUCGAUGGCAAUGGACCUCAAGUCGCAGCCGACUUCAUUUCACUAUGUCCAGCCUGUCGUGAGCCAGAUCACGUUUCUGGUCUGUAAUCAAAUGACUGAGAGGCUGCAACGCUUACCAGACGGUGGUCUUGAUGUUUCAAAGAGUAACGUCGACGACCCUUCCGGCCGGCGACGUCAAUUUACCACAACACUCUCUCUCGAGGCCAUAAACAGUGACAAAUUGCGAACUCUGCAUGGCCUUGCUAAAUAUAUCGCCUGGACUUCUACUUUCGGCGCAUGGGUUGAUUUUGGGUCUGAUACACAUUAUCGGGGACGACAACUAGCCCUCAUAUUCUCAACCUCAACCUGCACAAAGAAUCGAGAAUACGAGGCUACAACGAUUUCGUCUGACCUCUACCGAUUCAAGUCCCUAUGACAUAACCCUUUGAGGAUCGAGUUACUACCAGGCAAGAAGCGAUGUAAGCCCAAAGGUAUUAAACAUGGUGAAUGGACGUUC
Messenger RNA from Mollisia scopiformis, 1590 nucleotides. RefSeq lists its product as uncharacterized. The coding region runs from base 238 to 1509 and encodes 423 amino acids. NCBI's taxonomy places the organism in Eukaryota, Fungi, Ascomycota, Leotiomycetes, Helotiales, Mollisiaceae. The transcript has 2 exons. The record is from RefSeq and is a predicted model, not a curated record.